This is a messenger RNA of Cadophora gregata, 1896 nucleotides long. RefSeq lists its product as uncharacterized. Gene Ontology annotation, cellular component: nucleus. The coding region runs from base 124 to 1896 and encodes 590 amino acids. The transcript has 2 exons. The record is from RefSeq and is a predicted model, not a curated record. Gene Ontology annotation, molecular function: protein binding. Lineage: Eukaryota; Fungi; Ascomycota; Leotiomycetes; Helotiales; Ploettnerulaceae.
UCCUCAUGAACCUUUUAGGAUAAUGUAACCUCCCCAGGCCAACAAUCAUAUAAGAUUCCAAGGCUCUACACGUCAUUUAGCCACUCAACAUUUUAUAUCCACCCUUGGAGCAACCCCCUCGAAAUGUCAAAUCAGAAAUCCAUCAGCGACUCCAAAAAUGUGCACCACAUAUCAACCCUCAAAGUAAACAACACCCACCAAAUCACCACCCCAUACGGCACCGGCCUUGCCGCAUCCUCACCCUUCCCCCCCGGCUCCCUCAUCACCAAACUCCCCAACCCCAAUCUCCUCCUCAUCGAAAACGACAGUCUCCAAACCACCUGCUCCUUCUGCAUCUCUGAACAACCAUCCCUAAAACGCUGCGGCGGAUGUAAAAUCCCAUAUUACUGUUCCACAGCAUGUCAGAACUCCCAUUGGAGAGAGAGUCACAGUCGGGAAUGUAAGGUGUUGAAGGGUUUGCAGGGGUUACCGCCUACGGCUGUGAGGGCGUUGAUUGUGAUGUUGUUGAGGAAGGGUGGGGAGGUGGAUGCUGGUGAGGGGGAGGAGAGGGAUUGGAAGGGUCUGGAGAGUCAUGUGGGGGAGUUGAAGGGCGAUAUGAAGAGGUGGGAGGAGAUUGUACUGCAGGCGAGGGCGGGGGUGGAGUUUACGAAGGCUGGGGCGGGGAGGAUGGAGGAUGCUAUGAGGUGGCUUUGUGUUCUAUCAACAAAUGCCUUCCGCAUUACCCUCCCAGACAACACGCCGGUAGGAUUGUGCUUCUCACCCACCCUCGCACGUGCAAACCACUCUUGUACACCAAACGCGUUUAUAGUCUUCGACUCCCGCAAUGUCUCACUCCGAGCUCUACGACCAAUCAAGAAAGAUGAGGAAAUCUUCAUCUCGUAUAUCGACCCGACGGAAUCUCUCGCGAAGCGCCAAUCGACACUGAAGCAACGUUACUUCUUCACUUGCAAGUGUGCAAGAUGUGAAGACCAUGUGAAUGCCUAUAAGCACUUUCUCCGCUGCCAGAAGGAUGAUGCGAUUGGGAAUGAGGUCGAGAAGACAACGAGGACGGAUGUUCUUUAUUCGCACCAAGAAGCCUUGAAAACAGCCGAGCACUGUCUAUCAACACUCAAGCAGAAUCCCACCCUCACAUCCACCCUCACAUCUCUCGCCACAUCCUCAAAACCACUCACUCUCCUCCAACAGAACCACACUUCAUCCCUCCUCACGGCACUCAAAUCCCUCUCCGCGCUCACCACCCACGGGGUCUUCGCUCUCCUACCCUUCCCCGAACUCCUCCACGACCUCUAUCUAUCCUACAUCUCCACUCAAACCCAAUCCCAAUCCUUCACCGCCGCCCUCCUCACCCUCCUCUUCCUCUUCCUCAACUGCGACAUCUUCAUAUAUCCACAGCCCCACCACCCCGUCCGCGUCGUACGGCUCUACACCAUCGCCAAACUACUGAAACACAUAGCAUCUCUCACACCAACGGAACUCCUCCAGGAUAUCUCGAAUAUGCGAACCACAACAGCAGCACCUUCAUCUUCACGAACAUCCCCAUCACAAGCCUCAGAUCUCCAACUCAAAGACAACAUCGCAAAAGCAUUUCAAGGAAUCGACCUCAUCAACGCUUUUCACGUCCUGAUCAUCGUGGUAUGGAGUGAAGCACGCCAGAGCCAUGGGGAGGAAAGUGUGUUUGUGAGGGAGGUUGAGGCGGAGAUUAGGGAUGUGGAGGAGGUGCAGAGGGUGAGGGGGGGUAUGGGGGAGGUGUUGAGGAGGUGGAUGGUAGCGGGUAGGGAUGGAGGGGAUGUGGGUGUGGGUGUGGGUGAGCGGGGGAGGAAGGAGGCGGAGAGGGUGGGGAGGGAGAUUAGAGGGUUAGGGGGGUUGAUGGGUGGGAUUUUGGGGGGUGGGGGUUGA